Molecule: messenger RNA, 801 nt
Organism: Arachis ipaensis
Lineage: Eukaryota; Viridiplantae; Streptophyta; Magnoliopsida; Fabales; Fabaceae
Source: RefSeq, a predicted model, not a curated record
AUGGACCCAAUCACCAAUUUCUUGGAAAGCAGCAAACUCCCCAGUGACGAGAAGUUGGCAAACACGAUAAAGCGAGAGGCGGCCAAGUAUGCGAUCAUACAAGGUCAGUUGUUUAAGAAAGGGCUUAGCCAACCCCUGUUAAAGUGCCUGCGUCCCGACCAAAUGGACUACGUGCUUAGAGAAGUCCACGAAGGAUGUUGUGGUCACCACAUCGAGGGAAAGGCCUUAGCCAGAAAGCUCGUUAGAGCCGAUUAUUACUGGCCCUCUAUGAUGUCGGAUUCUAAGGAAUUCGGCCUCAAAAAGCGACUUGACCAGAAAAAGGGAGCAUGGACAGACGAGUUGGCCUCGGUCAUCUGUUCCUAUCGCACAACUCAGCAAUCGUCUACCGAGGAGACCCCCUUUCGACUCACAUAUGGGGUAGAUGCCAUAAUACCCGUGGAGAUCGGUGAAUCGAGCCCACGGCUACUCUUGGGAGGAGUCGAAGAAGCCGUAGAAAAGGACUUGAUAGACGAGGCUAGGGAGAUAGCCCACUUAUCGGAGACGGCGUUGAAGCAGAGGAUAGCCCUUCGUUACAACGCCAAAGUACUCAGGAGAGAGUUUGAGCAGAGCGACCUGGUCUUGCAACGUAACGAUGUUGGACUACCGACACCUGGGGAAGGAAAGCUGGCGGCGAAUUGGGAAGGCCCAUACAGGGUGAAGGAGGUGCUCGGCAACGGCGCCUACAAACUGGAACGGCUUGAUGGCAAAGAAGUGCCGAGGACUUGGAACGUGAGCAAGCGUUCUACUGGUUCAAUCGAUUGA